Molecule: messenger RNA, 18802 nt
Organism: Coregonus sp. 'balchen'
Lineage: Eukaryota; Metazoa; Chordata; Actinopteri; Salmoniformes; Salmonidae
Source: the annotation of a GenBank genome assembly
GGAAACGGGGCUUUCGUUGUCGAACAAAAAUCAUUUUCAACAAACAAGUGUCGCACUGUUGUGGACAACGGACUAUUUUACUGUCCUUUCAAGGUUUUGAUGUUCCAUAAUUUAAUUGUCGCUAACUGAAACGGUAACCUGGGUUCGUGGAGUUGAGAGGGGGAUAAUAAAGAAAACCAUGAUAACGUCUGCCGGUAAGCAGUAACAUAGCAAAUGUCAGCGUUUUGGAAAACGGGAAAGAUUGCUAGCUGGCUAACGGUAGCAAGCUAGCAUCCAUUGAUUUAGCUGAGUCACAUAGCUAACUGGCUAGCUAACUAGCUAUCUACCCAGGUUACAAACGUUUAGCUAGCUAGAUACUGUAAGUUAACUAACGUUAGCUAGUUACCUAACUGGCUAGAUAAUGUUGUUCCUAUCAUAUUGUUUCAUGUCUACAGUCGCCAUUAACGUUAGUCGUUGGACAAUGACGUUAGUUAGCUAGUUGGUUAGCUAAUAUAGCUAGGCAGUAAGCUGCAGCACAUUUGUGCCCAGGCAAACUAGCUACUUUAUAAAGUAAUGUAGCUGGAUCGAAUCCCCGAGCCGACAAGGUAAACAUCUGCCCCUGGUCAAACUCGGAAGGGAAAGGGGGAUCUAUAGUCACCUGUACAACUGAAUGCAUUAAACUGAAAUGUGUUGAUUAAGGCAGUCCCCCCGCACCUCUCUGAUUCAGAGGGGUUGGGUUAAAUGUGGAAGACACAUUUCAGUUGAAUGCAUUCAGUUGUACAACUGCCUAGAUAUCCCCUUUCGAGUUUGACCUGUUUAGGCUUCACAUGAAACUUGGCUGUGACAGUCACAAAUGAGAGGGCGAACGUUAACGUUUUCUGUCUAACCUAGCUAGCUACGUUACAUACACUGAAGUGCAUCAGGGUACACACACGUAUCAGGUUUUAUCCAUGAUGUUGAAACUGACUACACAUUCAUUGAUUUCAGCUGGAAUCAUCUCUCUGCUGGAUGAGGAGGAGCCCCGGCUCAAGGUAUCAUAAACUUAAGCUUGUUAUCCAGUGAGAAUACACCAGUGGUCACCAACCCUGGACCUAGAGAAGACGAAAAGCUUUGUACAAUAACAUUAAAGCCCAUAAGUAGCUAGUUAGUGGAAGCAGUUGUGUUAAGUGCUGGACACUGUAUCUCCUGGACCAGGUUUGGUGACCACUAACAUUCAUGUUGACUUGGCAAUGAUUAUCCUCAACUAUUGUUUGCGUAAAGUGUGUCUAACAUUGUUUUGGUUUUUUUGCUUGUAGGAGUUUGCUCUGCACAAGCUGAACUCCAUUGUCAAUGACUUCUGGGCUGAGAUAUCGGGAUCUGUUGACAAAAUGUACGUUUUAAAAUAAGGAAAUAAAGCUAAACAUAUUUGCAUGGUCAGUUUAAAGUGGCAAUUUUACGUUCGUUUUUUUUACACCAGCUUCAAACAGCUGAAACAACAAUAUUUUUGUUUAUGGAAAAUAUUUUUCACAGCGUUUUCGGUGGUAUGUUGAUUCACUACACUAUACUAUCUUAUUUUGCCACAUAAACUGAAAUGAGGCAAACUAGAGUUUUACCAACCAGGAAAUGGCGGAGCGAUUUCUGCAUAGUGCAACUAUAAUUAGAAUAAAACAAUUACUUAAGGGAAAGUUUUGUUAAAUGGCUUUAUUUAUAAACGUUGUUCUCUCCUCACAGUGAGGUCCUGUAUGAAGAUGAGACAUUUCGGAGCAGGGCAUUUGCUGCAUUGGUGGCUUCCAAAGUGUUUUACCACCUCGGAGCGUUUGAUGAGUCGUUGAACUACGCUCUGGGUGCAGGAGACCUUUUCAGUGUCACAGACGACUCUGAAUAUGUGGAGACCAUUAUCGGUGAGUGAUGUCACAACUGCAUGUUUUGGUAUGCCCAAGUACACAAUCAAAUCAAAUGUUAUUUGUCACAUACACAUGUUUAGCAGAUGUUAUAGCGGGUGUAGCGAAAUGCUUGUGCUUCUAGCUCCGACAGUGCAGUAAUAUCUAACAAGUAAUAUCUAACAAUUUCACAACAUAUACCCAAUACACACAAAACUAGUAAGGAAUGGGAUUUAAGAAUAUAUACAUAUAUGGACAAGCAAUGACAGAGUGGCAUGGACUAGGAUACAGUAGAAUAUUAUAGAAUAGAAUGCAGUAUAUACAUAUGAGAUGAGUAGUGCAAGAUAUGUAAACAUUAUUAAAGUGACUAGUGUUCCAUUUCUUAAAGUGGCCAGUGAUUUCAAAAGGCAGCAGCAGCCUCUGUGCUAGUGAUGGCUAUUUAACAGUCUGAUGGCCUUGAGAUAGAAGCUGUUUUUCAUUCUCUCGGUCCCAGCUUUGAUGCACCUGUACUGACCUCGCCUUCUGGAUGAUAGCGGGGUGAACAGGCAGUGGCUCGGGUGGUUGAUGUCCUUAAUGAUCUUUUUGGCCUUCCUGUGACAUCGGGUGCUGUAUGUGUCUUGGAGGGCGGGUAGUUUGCCCCCGGUAAAUGCGUUCGGCAGACCGCACCACCCUCUGGAGAGCCCUGCUGUUGCGGGCGGUGCAGUUGCCGUACCAGGCAGUGAUACAGCCCGACAAGAUGCUCUCAAUUGUGCAUAUGUAAAAGUUUGUGAGGGUUUUAGGUGCCAAGCCGAAUUUCUUCAGCCUCCUGAGGUUGAAGAGGCUCUGUUGUGCCUUCUUCACCACACUGUCUGCGUUGGUGGACCAUUUCAGUUUGUCAGUGAUGUGUAUGCCAAGGAACUUAAGCUUUCCAUCUUCUCCACUGCGGUCCUGUCGAUGUGGAUAGGGGGGUGCACCCUCUGCUGUCUCCUUUGUUUUGUUGACGUUGAGUGAGAGGUUAUUUUCCUGGCACCACACUCCCAGAGCCCUCACCACCUCCUUGUAGGCGGUCUCGUCAUUGUUGGUAAUCAAGCCUACUAUUGUUGUGUCGUCUGGAAACUUGAUGAUUGAGUUGGAGGCGUGCUUGGCCACGUAGUCAUGGGUGAACAGGGAGUACAGGAGGGGGCUGAGCACGCACCCUUGUGGGGCCCCAGUGUUGAGGAUCAGCGAAGUGGAGAUGUUGCUUCCUACCUUCACCACCUUGGGGCGGCCCGUCAAGAAGUCCAGGACCCAGUUGCACAGGGCGGGGUUCAGACCCAGGGCCUCGAGCUUAAUGAUGAGCUUGGAGGGUACUAUGGUGUUGAAUGCUGAGCUAUAGUCAAUGAACAGCAAUCUUACAUAGGUAUUCCUCUUGUCCAGAUGGGAUAGGGCAGUGUGCAGUGCAAUGGCGAUUGCAUCAUCUGUGGAUCUAUUGGGGCGGUAAGCAAAUUGAAGUGGGUCUAGGGUGACAGGUAAGGUAGAGGUGAUAUGAUCCUUGACUAGUCUCUCAAAGCAUUUCAUGAUGACAGAGGUGAGUGCUACAGGACAAUAGUCAUUUAGUUCAGUUACCUUUGCUUUCUUGGGUACAGGAACAAUGGUGGCCAUCUUGAAGCGUGUGGGAACAGCAGACUGGGAAAGGGAGAGAUUGAAUAUGUUCAUAAACACACCAGCCAGCUGGUCUGCGCAUUCUCUGAGGAUGCGGCUAGGGAUGCCAUCUGGGCCGGCAGCCUUGUGGGGGUUAACAUGCUUAAAUGUCUUAAUCACGUCGGCCAUGGAAAAGGAGAGGCCACACUCCUUGGUAGUGGGCCUUGUCAGUGGCACUGUGUUAUCCUCAAAGCGGGCAAAGAAGGUGUUUAGCUUGUCUGGAAGCGAGAUGUCGGUGUUGGUGACGUGGCUGGUUUUCCUUUUGUAGUCCGUGAUUGUCUGUACUCCCUGCCACAUACGUCUUGUGUCUGAGCCGUUGAAUUGCGACUCCACUUUGUCUCUAUACAUGUUUUGCCAGUUUAAUUGCCUUGCGGAGUGAGUAGCUACACUGUUUGUAUUCUGCCAUAUUCCCAGUCACCUUGCCAUGGUUGAAUGUGGUGGUUCGCGCUUUCAGUUUUGGCGAAUGCUGCCAUCUAUCCACGGUUUCUGGUUAGGGUAGGUUUUAAUAGUCACAGUGGGCACAACAUCACCUAUACACUACCUGAUAAACUGUCACCGUUUCAGUAUAUUUGUCUAAAUUAUUUUCGGAAGCUACCCGGAUCAUAUCCCAGUCCGCGUGAUCAAAACAAUCUUGAAGCGUGGAUUCCGAUUGGUCAGACCAGAAUCGUAAUAAUGACCUCAAGGGCUUCUAAUGCUGAUCUUUAGGCUUCCCUUUUGUUACAUUACACAUAUUCACCUCAACAAUGUUCAAUUUAUGUAUACCCACUGUUGCUAAUUUAGAUAUCAACACACUGAUACCACAAAUCAUGGCAAUUGAUUAUUCCACAGUGAUAUACAGUGCCUUUGGAAAGUAUUCAGACCCCUUUACUUUUUCCACAUUUUGUUAAGUUACAGCCUUUUUCUAAAAUCGAUUAAAUAAAUAAAAAUCCUCAGCAAUCUACACACAAUACCCCAUAAUGACAAAGCGAAAACAGGUUUUUAGAAAAUGUUGCACAUUUGAGCUCAGGUGCAUCCUGUUUCCAUUGAUCAUCCUUGAGAUGUUUCUACAAUUUGAUUGGAGUCCCCCUGUGGUAAAUUCAAUUGAUUGGACAUGAUUUGGAAAGGCACAUACCUGUCUAUAUAAGGUCCCACAGUUGACAGUGCAUGUCAGAGCAAAAACCAAGCCAUGAGGUCGAAGGAGUUGUCCGUAGAGCUCCGAGACAGGAUUGUGUCGAGGCACAGAUCUGGGGAAGGGUACCAAAACAUUUUGGCAGUAUUUGAAGGUCCCCAAGAACACAGUGUCCUCCAUCAUUCUUAAAUGGAAGAAGUUUGGAACCACCAAGACUCUUCCUAGAGCUGGCCAAACUGGGGGAGAAGGGCCUUGGUCAGGGAGGUGACCAAGAACCCGAUGGUCACUCUGACAGAGCUCCAGAGUUACUCUGUGGAGAUGGGGGAACCUUCCAGAAGUACAACCAUCUCUGCAGCUCUCCACCAAAUCAGGCCUUUAUGGUAGAGUGACCAGACGGAAGCCACUCCUCAGUAAAAAGCACAUGACAGCCCGCUUGGAGUAUGCCAAAAGGCACCUAAAGCAAAGCUGUCAUCAAGGCAAAGGGUGGCUAUUUGAAGAAUCUCAAAUAUAAAAUAUUUUGAUUUGUUUAACACUUUUUUUGGUUACUAUAUGAUUCCAUAUGUGCUAUUUCAUAGUUUUGAUGUCUUCACUAUUAUUCUAAAAUGUAGAAAAUGCUAAAAAUAAAAACCCUUGAAUGAGUAGGUGUCCAAACCUUUGAUUGGUACUGUAUGUAAAUGUGAUAUUUCAGUUGUAAUAUUCUUUAUUAAUUAGCAAAAAUUCAAAAAAUCUGUUUUUGCUUUGUCAUUAUGGGGUAUUGUGUGUAGAUUGAUGAGGGGAAAAAAACAAUGUAAACAAUUUUAGAAUAAGGCUGUAACCUAACAACAUUUGGAAAAAGUCAAGGGGUCUGAAUACUUUCCGAAGGCACUUUACAGUAGUUCUUUGAUGACUUCUGGUCUCUUCCCCCGUAGCCAAAUGCAUUGACCACUACACCAAGCAGCGGGUGGAGAACGCCGAGCUUCCUGAGGACGAGGAGAAGAAGAGCAUCGACCCCCGGCUAGAGGGCAUCGUCAACAAGAUGUUCCUGCGUUGCCUAGGCGACCACAAGUACAAGCAGGCCAUCGGCAUCGCCCUGGAGACACGCCGCCUGGACAUCUUUGAGAAGACUAUCCUUGAAUCGGUCAGUGGUUCCCGGGUCGUCUUUUGAACACGUUCUGUUUUGGUUCCACAGAUUUUUAAAUUUGGCGCCACUUCUACUUAAUGUAAUAAAUUACAAAAUGAUUAGCUUAAUGAAAAUCCAGAGAUCCAUGACUUUUGGUUUAGUGUACAUUUUAUUGGAAUGUUUUUAUUGUGGUUUCAAACGUUUUAUUUUUUUCAGUAACAACUUACAACAUUUCAUGUUGAAAUCCUAACCCUCUUCUUUCUUCUUGUCUUGUACAGAACGAUGUUAGUGGCCUACUGGCCUACAGCCUGAAGGUCUGCAUGUCGCUGAUGCAGAACAAGAAGUUCCGCAACGAGGUCCUCCGAGUGCUGGUCAAGCUCUACAUGAAUCUGGAGAAACCUGACUUCAUCAACGUUUGCCAGGUAACAGGGAGAAAGGACACUUCAACUUGGGCUCUGAUUUAAAAGAAUAUCCAUUCAGCUGCCUGCAGUUUGGUGGUGCGUUGGUUCUCUGAUUUCACCAUCUGAAACAGGACCAUCCUGACCCAGCGGAAUUACAUAGUAAUUCAAUAGCAAAUUACUUUGAAAAUAAAAUAGUCACGUGCACACAUUAUUGUUAGGUGGUAGGUGAGAAACUCUGCAUGAUGAAAUGAAAAGACCCACAAAAUAUUGUUCACCUUAAUUGUAACAAUGUUUCCGUCUGCGGUGGUAGAUGUGCCCAAACCCACACGUGUUGCCAGCAGAGGCAGUCCCUUUGAGGCUGACUAGAGUCUGUUGCUCUUCAUUCACCCCCACCUGAAUCUCUUCGGUUACUGCAAUUCAGCUUUUAGCUGCAAAUGUGUACAAUAUAAAAUAAAUCCACCAUACUAAUACAAGGAAGUAACCAUUUGACCACCAUGCAUCACACUCCAAUUUAGUCUCUUUUCCUUCUCUUUCUCCUCCACAGUGCUUGAUCUUCCUGGACGACCCACAGGCGGUGAGCGACAUCCUGGAGAAGCUGGUGAAGGAAGACAACCUGCUGAUGGCCUACCAGAUCUGCUUCGACCUGUACGAGAGCGCCAGCCAGCAGUUCCUCUCCUCCGUCAUCCAGAACCUGCGCACCGUGGGCACACCCAUCCCCGCCGUGCCCGGAUCCACCAACACGGGCACCGUGCCCAUCCCAGACAAAGACAGGUGGGUGAGGGUGCAGUGACAGGGUGGGAGGGGUAGGUUGAGGAGAGGAAAAAGGGUUGGGGAAAGAUAUUAAGGGAAAAUGGGAAGGAAAUGUAGUAAGAUCGCUUUAGGUAGAAUAUCUUGACACAUCACAGGUAAUUUAUUGUGAUACAAAGUUCAUUUAGCCAAUAUGUUUUCUCCUUUGUCUCAGUGAUGCUAUGGAGACGGACGACAAGGCCGCAGACAUUGUGAGUACCUCUACUUGGUGCUUCUCUGUGGCUGUGCAGAGCUGUUGGCAAUUUUAAAUAGUUGUUCUUGUCACCCAAAAUAAUGGAUCUUCCUUUCCUCUGCUUGCGUAGAAGGACGAGCCUAAGGAUCAGAACGCAAAGAUGAUCAAAAUUCUCAGCGGAGAAAUGGCCAUCGAAUUUCAUCUGCAGUUCCUCAUCCGGAACAACAACACAGACCUAAUGAUUCUCAAGAACACAAAGGUAAAGGAUGCCAGUAUGAGUAUUAAACAGGCUACAUAUUGGAUGUUAAAUAGGCCUAUGACAUGUACUGCAAUAUAAAAAGGCUUUCACUCAAGUUUUUGUUGCUUUGUCUACCAGGAUGCGGUCCGAAAUUCAGUGUGCCACACAGCCACGGUCAUAGCCAACUCCUUCAUGCAUACGGGGACUACAAGUGACCAGUUCCUCAGGUAGAGCCACUAUGCUGUAACAUCACCAGCUAUAGCAUAAACACAUUGAGAAUAUCACCUUCACACUUGAUAACAUACUCUCCAGGAAUUCACAUUUUAUAUAGAAAAAAGUAAUGUAUCUUUACUUGUGAUGGUGGUAAUGGGGUACAUUCUAUUGGUGUGUGGCAGACCUGGCUUCUGAAAUAUUUUUGAAAUAACGUGGCCGAAAUCAACCACUUCUAUUGGAAGUAUUUCAAAUAACUCCUAUAAAUAGGAUGCUAUUUGAAAAAUACUUAUUUCCAAAUGCAUUAUUUAAAAAUACUCCUAGGACCUGGGUUCAAAUGCAUGGGAGUACUUAUUUGAAUUUGAAAGUACUCUGUAUUAAAGGACAAGUUUAUUUCCAAAUGCAUUCCAAUAUGCAUCCCCCCCCCCCCCCCCAAUUUUUUUUUUUUAAUACUUACUUUGAAAUGUUUGUGAAAGUAAUUUAUAUAAUUGAAAUAGUAUUUGACUGAAGCCUGGUGUGAGGAUAUAAAGGGUCAAUGCUGUGUUUGGCUGUGUGAUGUGAUUUUAUUCAUUAUUUCAACAGAGAGAACUUGGAGUGGCUUGCAAGAGCCACCAACUGGGCCAAGUUCACAGCCACAGCCAGUCUUGGCGUCAUUCACAAGGUAAACUUUUGCUGAAACAAUUAAAAACAUAAAUGGAUAUCUGAGACAUCUUUUGGUUUUCAGAUUUUAUAUAUAAAAAUAAUAAUAAUAACAACAACAUAUUUUCAGGGCCACGAGAAAGAGGCGCUGCAGUUGAUGGCCACCUAUUUGCCCAAAGACACCUCCCCUGGAUCGGCCUACCAAGAGGGAGGCGGCCUGUACGCCCUCGGGCUAAUCCACGCCAACCACGGGGGGGACAUCAUCGACUACCUGCUCAGCCAGCUGAAGAACGCCAGCAACGACGUGAGUGGCAACAUGCAGACACGUCACAUUUCCCCUUGCUCAAUUCCAAAUCAACCCAUAGCCCCCCCUACCCCUUUGGUCACUUUAGAUUUGAUUGGAUGUGUGUGUAAAGGCAUCCGCAUAUUUCCCAGCCGAAGCAGUUCGGAAGAGUUUGUGCAUAUAUUAUAAAAACUUUGAGGACUCGUUUUCAUGCACAUUUUUUAAAUUGAGAAAUACUGAAUCAAAUAUAUUAGAUGUAUAAUUGCGCGACUAAGAUCUCUUCGGCAAAAACAUCCAAAUUAAUGACAGGUUUCUUGAAUUAUCUUAGAUUAAUUCUGACUAUUUUGAGGAAGUGUAUACUGGCUACGGCGUCUCAAAAUGGACAAACAGCACUAUUGCCACUUUUUUCUUGUUUUUCAACUGAAGGUCUUUUAAGGGACUAUGGGAACACACUCGUUCAGCGCCAGUCGAACUGAAGCAUGCUGAAGCAUUAAGCAAUACGUAGAUAAUUCCACGAAGCCCAUCAAAGGGACAUCAUGUCACAUUUGAGUUGAAUACAACGUUUUAUUCGUGUCUGUGAUGGCCAUUUUGUUUGGUUUGCUUUGUUUCCUCCCACAGAUUGUCCGUCACGGGGGAGGUCUGGGCCUGGGAUUGGCUGCCUUGGGUACGGCCAGGCAGGAUGUGUACGACCUGCUCAAGUCUAACCUGUACCAGGACGACGCAGUCACAGGUACACCACCUGUUGCAGUUCAUAUAAGGAAAUCAGUAAAUUGAAAUAAAUUAAUUAGGCCCUAAUCUAUGGAUUUCACAUUAUUGGGAAUACAGAUAUGCAUCUGUUGGUCACAGAUACCUAAUAAAAAAAUGUAGGGGCGUGGAUCAGAAAACCAGUCAGUAUCUGGUGUGACCACCAUUUGCCUCAUGCAGUGCGACAUCUCCUUCGCGUAGAGUUGAUCAUCAGGCUGUUGAUUGUGAAAUGGUAUCCCACUCAGUUGCUGGAUAUUGGUGGGAACUGGAACAUGCUUUUGUACAUGUCGAUCCAGAGCAUCCCAAACAUGCUCAAUGGGUGACAUCUCUGGUGAGUAUGCAGGCCAUGGAAGAACUGGGACAUUUUCAGCUUCCAGGAAUUGUGAACAGAUCCUUGUGACAUGGGGCUGUGUAUUAUCAUGCUGAAACAUGAGGUGAUGGGGGCUGAUGAAUGGCACGACAAUGGGCCUCAGGAUCUCGUCACGGUAUCUCUGUGCAUUCAAAUUGCCAUCGAUAAAAUGCAAUUGUGUUCGUUGUCUGUAGCUUAUGCCUGCCCAUAUCAUAACCCCACCGCCACCAUGGGGCACUCAAUGACCUCAGCAAACCGCUCGCCCACACGACACCAUACACGUGGUCUGCAGUUGUGAGGCCAUUUGGAUGUACUACCAAAUUCUCUAAAACGACGUUGGAGGCGGCUUAUGGUAGAGAUUUGAGCAUUAAGUUAUCUGGCAACAGCUCUGAUGGACAUUCUUGCAGUCAGCAUGCCAAUUGCGCUCUCCCUCAACUUGAGACAUUGUGUUGUGUGACACAACUGCACAUUUUAGAGUGGCUUUUUAUUGUCCCCCAGCACAAGGUGCACCUGUGUAAUGAUCAUGCUGUUUAAUCAGCUUCUUGAUAUGCCACACCUGUCAGGUGGAUGGAUAAUCUUGGCAAAGGAUAAAUGCUCACUAACCGGGAUGUAAACAAAUGUGUGAAUACAAUUUGAGAAAAAUAAGCUUUCUUUGCAUAUGGAACAUUUCUGGGAUCUUUUAUUUCAGCUCUUGAAACAUGGGACAAACACUUUACAUGUUGCAUUAAUUUUUUUGUUCAGUAUGUCUCUGUAGCCCUUAGAGUGUAACAUGGGAUGUCAAUUCCCCAUUGGUAGGGGAUUCAGAAAAGCAUCUUGAAAUAUUUACAUCUGUUGAUAUACAGUAUGCUUACAACAAAAACUGCAUUGCAUGUGCAAUUUAUAAGAGAUCGGAGAUACUAGCAACUUGUUAGAAAAUCAACACUGUGCUCCUAUUGCCAGUUGUUCAGAUUAGAAAGGACUUUUCUUUGGUGCCAUCAUGCGGCGCUCAUGUUUUCCCCUCUGUUCCCAGGCGAGGCGGCGGGGCUGGCCCUGGGGCUGGUCAUGCUGGGCUCCAAGUCGGCCCAGGCCAUCGAGGACAUGGUGGGCUACGCCCAGGAGACGCAGCACGAGAAGAUCCUGCGCGGCCUGGCCGUGGGCAUCGCCAUGGUCAUGUACGGACGCAUGGAGGAGGCAGACACGCUCAUCGAGAGCCUCUGCAGGGACAAGGUAACAGUCAGACUUGCAUUCACACGCACAAGGGCUGACCCCGUUUAGACUUGGAAUGCAUUCACACGCACAAGGGCUGACCCCGUUUAGACUUGGAAUGCAUUCACACGCACAAGGGCUGACCCCAUUUAGUCGAUUGUUUGGUUGAUAGGCUGUUGGUCGACCAGGAUUUCUUUAGUCCAGCAGUCGCAAUUAUUUGUAGUUUUUUUUUCAUGGUGCACAAGACGCCCGUCUGAUUCACGCCUGUGUAAGUAAAUAAAAUAAAUAAAUAUGCCAUUUAGCAGACGCUUUUAUCCAAAGCGACUUACAGUCAUGCGUGCAUACAUUUUUUUGUGUAUGGGUGGUCCCGGGGAUCGAACCCACUACCUUGGCUUUACAAGCGCCGUGCUCUACCAGCUGAGCUACAGAGGACCACACUAGUCCAUUGUGGAGGCAGUCAUCACUCUAAGACGUGAUUCUGAAAUUGUAUAUGGUUAUAGUAUGUAAAAAAUAAUGGUGCAACACUAAUACAUCUAAUAUACUGUAUAAGAAAUGCUAUUUGUCCCGCGUUGAAUAUGGUCGCUGUCUGUGGUUCUGAAACGUAAUCUUCAGUGUGCCAUAGAAUUGGCACCUUUCCCUAUGUUGCUAUGUGCAUAUUAGCAAAAUUAACCAGCAUAUUGGGAUUGAGAACAAUGCCUGAAGCCCUAUUCGGACGGGAUUAGUUUUACUGGGGGAGGUCAGGCAAUGUAAUUAUGUGUACAAGCACAACACCACAUCUGUCAUAUUAGGCCCUUCCGAAUCUGCCAUGUCAGUAAUUUGUACAUGGCAGGAGAGUAACAAUUCCAGCCAGAAUAACCUACUGUUUUUUGGCGAACUCCAAGGACCUCUGAUAAUACUAGUCCCGUUCGAAUCAACAUCCCUGUGUUUUGAGAGUUUGACAGGUGUUGCUCAUGGUUUGAGCAAGAAAACAAUAACUGAUUGGAUAAAUUGAAGGAAGUGCUGCGCGUAGCCUAUAUGUGAAGUGCUGCGCGUAGCCUAUAUGUGAAGGGCCUUAAUGUAUUAACUUUCAUAUGUUUUGUGUGUAUGGAUUGAAUAUUGGCAAAUACAUCAGUAAAAAAUAUUGCGCUUAGUUAAUGUAACCCUUGCUGUUAAUAGAUCGCAACGCAGCAUACGACUGACCUAAACGUUUGAAAAUGAUAAGCUCACUUUUGCAUCCAUAGCCUUAAAACGCAUCUCAAGUGCAAGGACGCUGUUUAGCUCACAUUUGAAGGCUGGGGGGCAUUUAGGAUUUCUACGGCGGAUCGCUUUAAUUACAUAACCAACGUUCUCUGGUAAUACUAGUCCUGUGCGAAUGGGUCUCUGCCUAAUUGUCUAAGAAAAUUGAGGAGAGAGCGAACCCCAACUUUUAAUUAGGUCUAUAAUCAAUAGCCUAACUGUUAAAUGUACCUGGCUUUAUAAACCAUCCAUAAACUGUAUGUCUACAGAAAUAAGACAGAUCCUGCUUCUGUUGCCUGUUUGAGUGUUUGUUUAAUAGCCUACUGAUUCCGUGAGCACCAAGCCUCAUGCAACGGCGAAAUGUCGGAUCAAGCAAUUUCACAGAUAUGGCUGUUUUUAAUCUUUGCUUUGCUGUAAUACAGGCUGGUGUUACUUAUACUUUAUUUAGUGUUUACACUGUUCCAAACAGGCAGAAAAAUAUUGUAACCUAGCAGCACCUGUUUGUCACACACACACAAUACUCACGCAAAGCUUGCUCCUAUACCCUCCUUUUUCUUGAUCUCCAGUAGUUUCCACAACUAAGUCAAAUGUCUUCCACAGAUCUGACCUCCCCUUUCCCUCCUGAGCAACCAGUAAACAUUCACCCCUUUUUCAAGUUUCUUUUUCACGUCCCCCCCCGCAUCCAUUUUGCAGUCGACAUUACCGUGUUCGGAUUUGUUAUAACCCAUUUAUUGACGUGAUUAUGAUAGGCUAUAGGUCAGGCCCUAUUGUGUCGCGUACGAUGCUUGCAUGUUUCACGUAAAGAGAGCAAAGGGUUGAGGGAAUGUUUUUUCCUAAACAAAUUAGGGAUUUCGGUAACAACUUUUCAGUCAGAAACAAGAAAAACUAAAUGGCUGAAAGGUUGUUGCAGCUUCAGCACAAUAAUCACUUGCUGUGCUGUGGUGCCUUUUGGCUGCAGUAGGGAGGAGAGGGAGACGACGUGCGCCAGCCAGUCACCCAGGCACUCGCUGUCAUUUUUAUUAACACAGCGUGACGAUCGGGCUCUUUCGUGAGUAAUUUGUGUGUCUUUUUAAUUAUUUAAUCAAACAGUGUGCUUAUGAACACAAGCUCAGUUCAUAUGUAGUUGGGUUUUAUUCAAACACAUAGGGUGUGUCUGUCCUAUAUAAUAUGGAAAAAAUAAGUUUAAACAUUUCGACCAAUUGAUUGGUCGAAAGAACAGGACUACUCUCGGUCGACCAAGAUAUAUUUUUAGUUGGGGACAGCCCUAACACACACUACUUCCACUAUGCCUGGCGGUGAUGGGUUCCACUAUGCCUGGCGGUGAUGGGUUCCACUAUGCCUGGCGGGGAUGGGUUCCACUAUGCCUGGCGGGGAUGGGUUCCACUAUGCCUGGCGGUGAUGGGUUCCACUAUGCCUGGCGGUGAUGGGUUCCACUAUGCCUGGCGGUGAUGGGUUCCAAUAUGCCUGGCGGUGAUGGGUUCCACUAUGCCUGGCGGUGAUGGGUUCCACUAUGCCUGGCGGGGAUGGGUUCCACUAUGCCUGGCGGUGAUGGGUUCCACUAUGCCUGGCGGUGAUGGGUUCCACUAUGCCUGGCGGGGAUGGGUUCCACUAUGCCUGGCGGGGAUGGGUUCCACUAUGCCUGGCGGUGAUGGGUUCCACUAUGCCUGGCGGUGAUGGGUUCCACUAUGCCUGGCGGUGAUGGGUUCCACUAUGCCUGAUGCGGGGAUGGGUUCCACUAUGCCUGGAAGGGAUGGGUUCCACUAUGCCUGGCGGUGAUGGGUUCCACUAUGCCUGGCGGGGAUGGGUUCCACUAUGCCUGAUGCGGGGAUGGGUUCCACUAUGCCUGGCGGGGAUGGGUUCCACUAUGCCUGGCGGGGAUGGGUUCCACUAUGCCUGAUGCGGUGAUGGGUUCCACUAUGCCUGGCGGGGAUGGGUUCCACUAUGCCUGGCGGUGAUGGGUUCCACUAUGCCUGGCGGUGAUGGGUUCCACUAUGCCUGGCGGGGAUGGGUUCCACUAUGCCUGAUGCGGUGAUGGGUAUAUUACUUUUUACCACUUUUCAUUGUAGGGUGCGGAAACUCGCUUAAUACCGAUAUAUUGACCUUCAUUCCUUUUUUCCUUGGCUAUGCACCCAUGACUGUUAACCUUGUUGCCUAUUGUGUGUGAUUUUGCUUUUUUCCAGCCUGUAGUCAUCUCCGUUUCAAUUUUACUGCGACAGUGAACAGUGUCCUGAACAGUAGUAUGAAUUGUACAUGCAGUACCCAUACUUAAAUGUUCUAGAUGUCAAAUAAGUGGUAUACCUUGUUGACCCCACAUUGUUGCCAUGACUACCUACUGCUGCAGACUCUUGUCUCUUGGCUAAGGCUCUGUGUUCUGUCACUGUGUCUGUUCUAGGACCCCAUCCUGCGCCGCUCUGGAAUGUACACAGUGGGCAUGGCCUACUGCGGCUCCGGGAACAACAAGGCCAUCAGACGGCUGUUGCACGUGGCUGUAAGUAUUCUCCUUCUCCUUCCUCACGCAAAACACCGACAACCAAGAAUCAGAGUAGGGAUAGCCAAGGUAUUACGUAUUGGAAUUGCGAGGACGGUUAUGACAGACAAUAGUAUACCUCACAGUAAAUUAAAAUGUGUUGGUAUGUUAAUCGCCAUAAUGAAAGUCUUUGGUUGUACAGGAAGCCAUAAUAUAUAUAUAAUUUUUUUUGUGUCAUUUAGCAGACACUCUUAUCCAGAGCGACUUACAGUUAGUGAGUGCAUACAUAAUUUUUUUAUUUUUCAUAAAAAUUCUAACCAGGAUCUCUAGUGGGCCUUAGACCACUGCGCCACUCGGGAGGAUUCAUUAAUGUUAUUGUUGCUGGGGAAGAUGGUUGAGUUGGUAUUCCUACAGAUGGCAUCCUGCACAAGCUAAAGAUGCUGUGAUAUAAGAGCUGUUUAUGAACCUAAGUAUAGUAGACUCCUGAGUGGCGCAGUGGUCUAAGGCACUGCAUCGCAGUGCUAACUGUGCCACUAGAGAUCCUGGUUCGAAUCCAGGCUCUGUCGCAGCCGGCCGCGACCGGGAGACUCAUGGGCGGCGCACAAUUGGCCCAGCGUCGUCCAGGGUAGGGGAGGGAAUGGCCGGCAGGGAUGUAGCUCAGUUGAUAGAGCAUGGCGUUUGCAACACCAGGGUUGUGGGUUCAAUUCCCACGGGGGGCCAGUAUAAAAAAAUAUGUGUAAGUCGCUCUGGAUAAGAGCGUCUGCUAAAUGACUAAAAUGUAAAUGUAUAGGCUUUCCCGAAAUCUUUGAUAUCUUGGCUGAUUGGGAGUUUUGCAUUUUGGUGUUUGGGCAGGAAAAGUAUUAUUAUUGGAUGUUAUCUCCUCACCCUACUACGUUCUUUCUGCUAUUAAUACAUUGUUGUCUACCUGUCAGGUAAGCGACGUGAACGAUGAUGUCAGAAGGGCAGCGGUAGAGUCCAUUGGAUUCAUCAUGUUCAGGUAAGGCCCUAUGCUAUCCCCUUUCCGGCCAGCAGAGGUCCCCCUACUUUCAGCGUCUUGGUCCACUGCUAGUCUCCUAGCCAAGCUAACUGAUCAAUCAGCCCCUACAUGUAUACACAGACGGCAUUCCUCUCAUAGCCUGGGCAUAAUUUCCAAAUGCGUUUGGAGAAUGUCAGUUUAUGUAGUUUAUUCAUCCCGAUCGUUAAAACAACUAAAACAAACAGUGAGAUAGAUUUCUUCCGCCUAGACCUCAGAUAAAUAGAUGUGGCUUUUCCACUCCUGAUUGCCACUGUGGCCGUUACCCAUCUUUGGCCCUGAGGUUAACCCACGUUUCCACAUUCCAAGAAUUGGGUUUUCACAAGUCCCACAACAUAGCCUGUGGAAUUUUCACCCUGCAUGGCUAAAGAAUCGAUGUUGUCUGAACACUGUUUUCGGUUUUAAGUAACCUAGGGCAUGCAGUAGGGUUAACUUUUAGCCCAGAUAGAGCUCUGGGCUGAUCUGCGUUUUCUUAUAAUAAUAAUAAUAUGCCAUUUACGCGGAAUUGUUUAUGUAAGUGCCAGGUUUGGGCUCAAUUCAGAAUUAAGUUGAGAAUGCCUCAUAAAUUCAAAUUCUUGAAUUUGAAUUGAAGUGGUAAACAGGAUGCAGAAUUGCAAUUUGAAUGAAAGGAAAUAGAAUAGAAUUCAGUGAAAUUCAAAUUCCUCUUCUAUAUUAGGUGUAGUCUAUACAAAUAUACAUCUUGUUCAUAAAACAUCAUCCAUGUCAUAAUUUAUAUCUAUCAUAUAUGUAUGUACAGUACCAGUCAAAAGUUUGUACACAACUACUCAUUCAAGGGUUUUUCUUUAUUUUUACUAUUUUCUACAUUGUAGAAUAAUAGUGAAGACAUCAAAACUAUGAAAUAACACAUGGAAUCAUGUAGUAACCAAAAAACUGUUAAACAAAUCAAAAUAUAUUUGAGAUUCUUCAAAUAGCCACCCUUUGCCUUGAUGACAGCUUUGCACAUUCUUGGCAUUCUCUCAACCAGCUUCACCUGGAAUGCUUUUCCAACAGUCUCGAAGGAGUUCCUACAUAUGCUCAGCACUUGUUGGCUGCUUUUCCUUCACUCUGCGGUCCGACUCAUCCCAAACCAUCUCAAAUGCGACCCAACCAAAUUCACAUAGAAAUGUGUGUUUUAGAUCUGUCAUUCUCGCUGAAAGCAAGUCUAAGUAGCUUGUUCUAUGUGCACUAUUUCUAUGCUUCCCGUUCAGUUUCAUUUUUUAUUUUCAGUUUUGUACACCAGCUUCAAACAGCUGAAAAUACAUUAUUUUGGGUUAGGUAUUUCACAGCGGUUUAGAUGGUACAAUGAUUCUCUAUAUUACACUUUGCUUGUUUUGUCACAUAAACUGAAAUUAAGCGAACUAUUAGAAUUUUAGCAACCAGGAAAAGGCGGAGCGAUUUCUUCAUAUUGCACCUUUUUGAGUACCUUACUGUGAUUUGUUUUAAAUAAAAAUGUUCAAAAUUAGCUUCUUAGCAAAGAGCAAUUUCUCAAGCAAGAAUUUUGCUAGGACUGUCUGGGAGUGGUCUGAGUGGGGAGGGGAAAACAGAAAACGAUCUGUUAUUGGCAGAGCGGUUUGGAACUCUCUUUCUUAUUUGUCUAUUAACUAAUUAACGCCUGGUGAUGUCACCAGGCAGGCCAAAACUCCAUGGCUCGGUAGUGUGAUAGACGUGCUGCUGUGCGUGUGUCUGUGCGUUAGCCAGAUGGCAGCCACAGAUCGAUAAGCAGGAUUUUUGACACUUCCUCUGUCCUCAGAACGUAGUUACUUUCCACGACGAGGGAAUGUUUGGCCUUGACAUUCCAGGCAGUCUUUUCAAACAGCUCUUACACUAAAGGGCAUAUCAUAAUUUUCACAAUUUCAGUGUUAUUCCAACCUCCUAGUAUGGAAAUAUAUAUGAAACACAGGAAAAUCUUGUUUUUGAGUGCACUGGGCCUUUUUAAAUUCUGUUCAAUAUAGGGAAGAUACGAAAUUUCCCAGAAUGCAUUAGUUUAACCCGCAAGUUGACCCUGAGGCCUUCAAAAAGAAGCCAAACAAAUGAAAUGGUCUGAUAGUGAGAGCAAUUGUCCCAUAAGUUUUAAAUGGGUUGUUAAGGUAUGUAAACAGAAAUAAAAGGUUUAUAAUGAUGAUGAUCAGUAGUUCUAAGCUCAUCAGGCUACACAGUCUGAGUAGUAAUCUCCAAGAAUCAAUGGGUUUACAUUAUAUCCAAAAAGUACAUGUCCACAAAAUCUUUGCACCUAUAUAUAUAUAUAUAUAUAUAAGGUAGGGUCUAAUAUAACUGCGUUGUUUGUUAAGAAAAUAUAAUUGGCUAUUCUAAGCACUAAGGUUAAUAUGGAACGUUGUUUCCGCAGAAAAGUGAUAUUAUUUGGUAUCUAGAAGUGUGACCUGUCAUUCAAUGAAACGCAUGUUCUAUGACUGAUUGAAUUAGAUUCUACUUCCUGUCACUCAAAUUCUACAUCCUGUGGGGUGUGGCCAAUUCAAAUUCCAAGUCAUGAGUUGAAUGGGAUUCAAUUCCAAAAUUCUGAAUUGAGCCCAACCCUGUUAAGUGCUGGGUAUCUAUUGUCAUUUGAAAAACCAACACAGUUAAAUGUUUUGAAAGUGUGCUUAAGUUUCAGCAAUGUGAGAAUUUGUUUCAUGUCCAAGUUAAAUCUAUGGGACAUGAAUAAUCUUUGAACCACCCUUGUUUUGGUCUGUGCAAUGGUUUUCGGUAGUCUUGUGUAAUUAAGUGCAAUUCAUGAUCAAAGAUAUUACACAUUUUGAAGUGAUUUUACUCUUCAGAAAGCCUAACCUACAUCAAGCAGCUGCAAACUAUCCCUCACUUUAAUAGUGUUGGCACUCUUAAGUGAUCCUGUGAUUGGUUUGCGGAAUAUCAAAAUGACAUAAUGAUCAGCGUCUCCUCAAAUGGACGACAGAAUUUAGAUGCACUUUUAGCUGAGAGGAUAUAAUUACUUCUUGGCUCCUUACAGGUAGUUCAGUGUCUUGAGGACGUUGGCUACAUGUCGUCCUCCCGAGUCACACAUAAUUAUUUUCGGUCUGUUUACGGAGGCUCAUCAUUCAUUCUCUGACGUGAAUUUACCCAUCAGGCAACACUGCAGCAUUAAACAGCAUCAGGCAGCACUGCAGCAUUAAACGGCACUGGGCCAAGCGAAGGAAUAUGGGGGGGACUAUUUUAAGCCCAAAAAAGGCUAUGCGAUAUUGCCAUGAUCAAUUGGCUGUUAGAUAAACCUUGUGUAAGUCCUUCCUGUGUUUAGAGAUCCUCCUGAGCGGCAACAAUUCAGCCGAGCCCUCACUCCCCCAUCGCUUCCAGGCCCCCUUACAGUCUUGGGAAACCAGGACGUGGUGCUCAGAGCUGCUGUCUCUGA